This is a messenger RNA of Parasteatoda tepidariorum (common house spider), 1950 nucleotides long. RefSeq names its product dopamine receptor 2. Gene Ontology annotation, cellular component: plasma membrane. Gene Ontology annotation, molecular function: G protein-coupled receptor activity. NCBI's taxonomy places the organism in Eukaryota, Metazoa, Arthropoda, Arachnida, Araneae, Theridiidae. The record is from RefSeq and is a predicted model, not a curated record. Gene Ontology annotation, biological process: adenylate cyclase-activating adrenergic receptor signaling pathway; positive regulation of MAPK cascade.
UUGAUAUUGAUUAGAAUUCCAAAAGAACAAAACUAUUACGGCGAGUCAAAUAAAUCGACUAGAUCUUCACACGAGAUGGCGCUGUAUGCAGAAACAGUGAGAAGGGAAGCAGUGAUCUUGUUGAGAGGUUACAAACGUAAGCACGAGUUAUGAAUGAAAGGUUUUGUGAGUUUCUCUCCUUGAAGAUGUUAAUUCGAUUUUGUCCGCUGUUACUGAUAAUGAAAAUGUUUUGAUAAAUACUUUACUUCAAAAUGUUUGGAAACUUGAAAUGAAGGCUUUCUAUGGUGUCUUUAAAAGAUAUGAUGGCAGAAAAUGACGCCUCCAGUGCAAAGCACGUUUCUUAUAAGUCAAGGAGAAAGUCUAUCAUGGAUGGAAUAUACCACUAUGUGAGCUUUUGAAUCCGGAAAGUAUUUUGAAUGGCACAAAAUUAUGCAUUCCCGAGAAUAAUUGUUGAAAAGAACAUUCGUUAUUCCAAGAAUUGAAAAAACAAAUUUUAACGAAAAUAUGUUUUUAUAGCCCUGUUGAACGUUUGUAACUCAUAACAUUGUGGAACACGAAACAUGUUUAUGAAUGAAACAGCUGUAAUACUAUCAAAUCACUUGCUUCAAAAUUUCACGAUCAACGAUUCUUUCUUUGGAGUCGUCGAUUACCACACGGAUUUAGAAGAAGAAUCGCCGAUCUUACGUUCGACGGACACAACAACAACCCUUUCUUCCAGACCGGUUUGGAACACACGCUUAGAAGAAACAUCGGAAUAUGAAUCGACGUUUCACAACAACGUACUCGCGAUCAUUUUAGCAUUUUUCUGCCUGGCGACAAUCUUCGGUAACAUUCUUGUGAUGGUGGCAGUGGCAAGAGAGCCCUACCUCCACACGGUUACCAAUUACUUCAUAGCGUCUCUUGCCACGGCCGACUGCAUUGUCGGUGCCGUUGUGAUGCCGUUUUGUGUCGUCUUAGAAAUCAGAGACGGCUACUGGCCGUUUGGACAGGACUGGUGCGAUGUAUGGCGAUCCAUAGAUGUCUUAGCCAGUACUGCUUCGAUAUUGAAUCUCUGUGUUAUCUCGCUGGAUAGAUACUGGGCAAUCACAGACUCCAUGUCUUAUCCAAGAAAAAUGAGCCCAACGAGGGCGGCUCUAUUGAUUGUCCUUGUAUGGGUAUGUUCCUCCCUCAUUUCCUUUCCAGCAAUCGCUUGGUGGAGGGCCGUGUCAGCAGAAUCUCCGCCAGAACACCAGUGUCUCUUCACGGAGGACGUUGGCUAUCUAGUCUUUUCUUCGGCUGUCUCCUUCUACGUUCCAUUAACUGUCAUGCUCAUCACGUAUUACAGAAUUUACAGAGCAGCCAUGGAACAGAAAAGGAGCUUGAAACUCGGAACGAAGCAAAUUCACUCAAACGGUGAAUGCGCUUCGUUGACGCUGCGAAUUCACAGAGGGGGUAUUUACUCGCCGAAGUACGAAACGAACUUGACGAGUGGAACGUCGCUCCCGUCCCGACACAUAAAAACAUUCUCAUUGAGCAGGAAAAUCAGCAAACUCGCCAAAGAAAGGAAAGCUGCCAAGACGCUCGGCAUUGUGAUGGGUGUUUUCAUUUUAUGUUGGCUUCCAUUUUUCGUUACAAAUGUCUUAAUGGGCAUUUGUGGCGACAGUUGUGUGAUGAACUCAAAACUUGUCUUCUCCGUCGUGACGUGGUUGGGGUGGACAAACUCUGGAAUGAACCCCGUGAUAUACGCGUGUUGGAGCAGGGAGUUUAGAAGGGCAUUUACCAAACUUUUGUGUUCCUGCUGUCCUAGGUACAUGAGGCGAAAACGCAGAUUUCGCCAAGUUGUUCGAGAUGAAGUUUCUUUGCCACAUUUCAAUUUGCCAUCAAACCCAGUUGACGAUGUAUCCCUGUGAAAUAUUUUAUUAAACUUUUUCUUGCUUACAUGACAUAUUAAAUGUUUCUAUGAGAAUCUCA